Chaetomium strumarium is the source of this 1059-nucleotide messenger RNA. RefSeq lists its product as uncharacterized. Gene Ontology annotation, cellular component: BLOC-1 complex; endosome. Gene Ontology annotation, biological process: endosome organization; regulation of protein localization. The transcript is spliced from 3 exons. The record is from RefSeq and is a predicted model, not a curated record. Lineage: Eukaryota; Fungi; Ascomycota; Sordariomycetes; Sordariales; Chaetomiaceae. Bases 405 to 977 code for a protein of 190 amino acids.
UUCCUAGCCUCAAGCGGGGUCAGCAAGGACCUCGACGAAUAGAGUCACCGGCUCUUAUCCUGCUCUGCCCGUGAUGGCGGCGAGCCGUGGGUCAGGAAGGGCAUCAGAAAAGUAUAAAAAGGGUGGCUGUUGACGGGGUUGAGGCAGUUCUUCUUUCUCCUUUUCUCUUCUUCACUUUUCCCUGCUCCUCAACAGGUCCGCACUCUGAAGCACAAGGCACACUGCCCCCACAGGUCUUGGACAUACCCCAGCUGCGUGGUCCCGAGUGACACCGUUCAUCACUAUCACAAACACAUCAUCACCAAAGCCCUUGGAGAGCCUCACACCGACCACAAGCGUCGUCACACCUCUUGAACCCCCCUUACUUCUUCUUUAGAGACCUUUACACCCUUACACACUUCACCAUGUCUGCCUCCUACUCCACUCAGUACUAUGCCGCUGGCGCGCUCCCCAUCCCUCCUCCAAGCAAAGGCCAGCACCCAAACCCCAGCUAUUACACCGGCGGCGACAGCACCUACUCGGUAUCGCCGCCCGAGGAUCUGGAUACCUCUGUCAGCUCCGCGUCCGGCUAUGGGAACAGCUACUCUGUGACCACCAGCUACGCCGGCAGCAGCCAGGGGGAGUACGAGAGCGCGGGCUCCGCGAGCGGCGUCGACCUCAACGAGUACAUGCAGGAGCGGUUUGCGGCCACCUUUGACCCGAUUGCCCUGGACAAGUGCACUGCCAAGCAGGCCCAGACAUCCGGACAUCUGAACGCUAAGCACCGCGAGCUGCUCGAGCUGCAGGCAAAGGCGCAGGCGCGCCUGGCAAAGACCCGCGCGCGGUUUGCGCAGGGGCUCGAGGAUGCGCGAGAGGUGCACGCCGACCUCGAGUGGACGCAGAAGAAAGUCUCAUCCCUGAAAGCGAGGGCUUCCAAAAAGCAUUCCAAGGAAUACGCCAAGGCACGGGCGCGAUACCCGUCGCCUCCUCUGUACUAAACUAAAUUUCUCCUGAGCCUCGAUUUCGAUUUCUCGCCCGGCGGCGUUCUGGGUGAUUUUGGCGUUUUCCCGGAUUCUUUUG